Molecule: messenger RNA, 4881 nt
Organism: Astyanax mexicanus (Mexican tetra)
Lineage: Eukaryota; Metazoa; Chordata; Actinopteri; Characiformes; Acestrorhamphidae
Gene: chd1l
Product: chromodomain helicase DNA binding protein 1-like
Exons: 26
Coding region: 1569-4442 (957 amino acids)
Biological process (GO): chromatin remodeling; DNA repair
Cellular component (GO): nucleus
Molecular function (GO): ATP binding; ATP-dependent chromatin remodeler activity; DNA helicase activity
Source: RefSeq, a predicted model, not a curated record
CUGAGUGAACCAGCAGAGAACAGCAGCCAUUCUAUAGGUUUACCUAGUUUAGGCUAGUUAGUCACAGUCACAAUACUGAUAAAAUUUCAGUUACAACGUAAGUUACGUUUAAAUGUCGCCCAGUCCUCAGAGCAGUUAGCUCGCUAGUUAAACUAAGUAGCAUAAGUAAGUUAGCUAGCGUUAGCAAAUUGACCUAGCUAGCGUUAACUAAGAUACAUAGACUAAACAGAGGCUCUCGGUUAUAGAUAUAUAACUACGAAGCUUCGUUAGUUAACGCUAAGUUAGAUUAUUUGUUUAUUUUUGUUUAUUUUUGUAUUCUUCUUAAGCUACUCGCCUUUACAGUGUAGCUAGCGAACUAGCUAACGCUAAACUAGUAGCGUUAUAAGUGCACUAGAGUGCCUGUCCUGACACUCCUCAGUCCUUAUGUCUCAUUGCUUAACACCAAUCUGAAGUAAAAGUUGUGUUUCUUCAAUUAAAUGAAACUUCUUAAGCACUCCGCUCCAUUUCUGAAUAAAACCUCUGUAACUAAAGGGUGCCCUAUUCUUCCUGAACCUAAAUUAGGUUAGUUUAACGUAAGAGAACGGUAUUCCGUACACAAUUCCGGUAUUUUCCGCAUUUAAGUGGAAAUCACGGAAAUACCCGCGGUCAAAUAGGCUGCAGUGAUUGGUCAAACAAUGCAAUAACAUUUUGAUUGGUUAUUUUUGGACCAAUAGUUUUCAAGAAAACCUAAAAAAAAUGGUGCUUCAGUAUUCCGUACACCUGCCAGCAAUCAAGCAACGGUAUUCCUUUCACUCGUGGUGGCUGUAUUUUGCAAACCGUCACCUCUGCCUGCUUCUGCUGCAUGAGGGCAUAAAACUCCUCACCUGUGAUGAUGCGAGCAGGCAUUGGAAGGCGGCGGACUCCACUCUCAAACCGAGGAGGAACAAGGAUGUGGGCCAGGCCUGGUGGAAGCACCCCAGCAUCCACUAGAGGGUUUGAUGGGGGCCUGUGGUGGCACGUUGGACAAGGCAUCAGGAUGGUGGGCUGGUGGAGCUGCCCACUAAGACUGUCCCCACAAUGGCUGCUGGAGUGGCCGCUGAGGUUGCCCUCACAGUGGCUUCUGAAGUGGCCGCUGAGGUUGCCCAAUUGGUGGCAGCUGGUGUGUCCGCUGAGGUUGCCCCCGUGGUGGUAGCUGAUGUGGCUGCUGGGCUUGUGGUAGCCAGUUUCACCGCCUGGGACAAAUCAAUUGCCUGUGGGCAAGUAGGAAAUAUGCCAGCUUUCCUGAACACACCUUUGAUGUUCUCAGGUGUGGCCGCCUUUGGGUAGCAGUACUUCAGCACCUGCGAGAACUGUUUUUUUCCCACCACUAUGUCCCCCCCCAUUUGGUGCUUUAGAGGGCCAAAGUUAACAUUAACUAGUCGAUAAAGUUUCCCCCACCCCUUAGCCUCAGCGUUGUUAACCCUUCCCCACCCACCAUUUUCGGGGCAGUGCGGGCGGUUCCUCCCUACCUACCGGGAUUUCAACAGAAAACACAACAAAUCAAGCUGCGCUCCUACCAACUUGCUGGAGUUAAGUGGCUAUCAGAAGGCAUGGGGAUUCUUGAAGGAUGCAUUCUUGGUGAUGAAAUGGGUUUGGGCAAGACCUGUCAGACAAUUUCCCUGCUGGCGUAUGCCCGAGGUUUUCUUGGCAUGGAUGGUCCAUUUCUGGUUGUAAGUCCUCUGACAGUUUUGGAGAACUGGAAACAGGAACUGGAGAGAUUCUGCCCCAGCCUGUCUGUGGUCUGUUACACUGGGAAUAAAGAAGAAAGGGCAGAGCUACAGAGAGAGAUUAACAGCAAACAAUUCCACGUCUUGUUAACUACCUAUGAGCUUUGUCUGAGGGAUGCACAGUGGCUGAAAAGGAGAAACUGGAAAAUUUUGGUUGUUGAUGAGGCUCACAGACUAAAGAACCAAGCAUCAAAGCUCCAUGAAACCCUUUCAGAGUUCUCUGUAGAUUUCAGACUUUUGUUAACAGGAACUCCAAUCCAGAAUAAUCUGCAAGAGAUCUACUCCCUCCUCACCUUCAUUCAGCCCAGCCUGUUCCCACAUGAUGCCACAGAAGAAUUUGUCAGUAGUUAUGCAGAUGUGCAAACUGAAGAUACACUAGUGAAAGAGCUCCACAAGGUGCUGCAACCGUUUCUGCUGCGUAGGGUCAAGGACGAGGUGGAGAAAAAACUGCCUCAGAAGAAAGAACUGGUGGUUUAUCACGGAAUGACUGCCCUGCAGAAAAAACACUACAAAUCCAUUCUGAUGAAAGACACAGCUGCAUUUGAAGCUCAUGGCAAAACACGCGCGCUCCAUAAUAUUUUGAUGGAGCUGAGGAAGUGUGUGAACCACCCUUACCUUAUAAGAGGUGUAGAGCCAUAUCCAUAUGUGGUAGGGGAGCAUGUGGUGGAGGCCAGUGGGAAGCUUUCUCUGCUGGAUCAUAUGCUGGCAUAUCUGCUAGAGGGUGGUCAUCGUGUUCUGCUUUUCUCCCAGUUUACGUUAAUGUUGGACUAUCUUCAAGAAUAUGCGGAGCUUAGAGGCUACGGCUAUGAGCGCCUUGAUGGCUCAGUCCGAGGAGAGGAGCGCAAUCUAGCCAUCAAGAACUUCAAAACCAAAGACACUUUCAUCUUUCUCCUCAGCACCAAAGCUGGUGGGGUUGGUUUGAACCUGACAGCAGCUGAUACUGUGAUUUUUGUGGACAGUGAUUUCAAUCCCCAAAAUGACCUACAAGCAGAAGCUCGAGCCCACCGGAUUGGACAGGAAAGGGCUGUAAAAGUAAUCCGACUCCUUGGUAAGGACACAGUGGAGGAGAUAAUUUACUCGCGCGCUAUGUCGAAACUGCAACUCACCAACACAGUGAUCGAGGAGGGACGUUUCUCUCUGUUGGAGAAUCCAAAGACUGCUGCCUCUGCUCCAGAAUUAAGAGACAUUUUAACGUUUGGAGUGGAUAAGCUGCUGUCGACAGAGACCAGUUCAGUUCAGAAUGUGGACCUUAAAUUGAUCCUGGGCUCUUCUAAGGAUGGCUGCUGGUUGAUGGAUGAAGAACCUGUGAUUCCAGUUGAAGAUGAUGAAGAGAAAGCAGGACCAAGCCAUAUGUACGAAUUUGAAGGGAAGGAUUACUCCAAAACCCCCAGUGCAAAAGACCGGGAAGUAUUAACAUGUCUGUUCGAGGAAGAGUUAGCUUUGAAAAUGGAUUUAGUGAAUGAUGGCCGAACACUACGCAGCAAAACUGGAAGCUUUUUGGCUGAGCCUCUGGCAACCCCGUCAAGAAAGAGGACUUUGACAGAAUCCCAGAUGGAAGAGAGGCGCCUAAAGAAAGAGGAAUCUAUUGCUAAGAAAGCCAAGAUACAAGAAGAGAAGAAGAGGCAACGAGAAGAAGAAAUAUACAAGAACAAGAUGGCACGGUGGGACUUGUGUGGGUAUAAGUCCUUGUGCUUAUCCUCUACUGAUAGCGAGGGAGAGGAUGUGGAUGAAGAUGGUGAAAACAGCAGUGUGAACUCUACAGACUCCGAGGACACAGAAAUUCAUUAUGUAAUUGGUGAUGUUACCCACCCUCAGACUCCACGGAUGGAUGCCAUUAUUGUUCAUUGUGUCGAUGACUCUGGGCGAUGGGGCAAAGGAGGGCUGUUUACAGCCUUGGAGGUCCGUUCUGAUGAGGCAAAGAAACAAUACGAACUAGCUGGAAAUAUGGAAGAUUUAGACAUUGGUCAUGUGCUGCUUUUUCCUAUUGAAGACAAGCAGCCAACAGUAAAUGGGCGAGACCAUCUUGCACUCAUUGUUGCCCAGAAAAGAGAUAAGUCCAACAAUGUGUCAGGCAUUCAGCUCACUGCUUUGGAAAAGGGUCUCAAGAAGAUCUACAGGGCUGCCAAGAAACUCAAAGCAAGUGUCCAUCUCCCACGAAUUGGUCACUCCACCAAAGGUUUCAACUGGUAUGGCACUGAGAGACUGAUACGCAAGCACCUAGCCCACAGAGGCAUCCCCACAUUUGUAUACUACUACAAGCAAACUCCCUCACAGUCUACUGUGGAGGCCUCAUCAUCUCAGGCAUCAACUUCUUUGUAUUACUGGCGUAGUCAUAGUCCUUGUGAUUCUGCCAUGGAGUCCCCAGAGAGCUCAAUCUCUUCACCCCAGGGUAAAGGAGCUCCUGGCCUGCCUGAUUUCAUGAAUGGUGUUCAUGUAUAUUUCUACAAUAUCGGUGACACUGACAAGAAGACGCUUGCACGCUACCUUAUUGCGUAUGAUGGUGACGUAGAAGACAUCAUGACUUCAGAGGUUACUCAUAUUGUAGCAGAAGUGGAAAGUCCAAAUCAAAUACAGGAAUUACGGCACUUUAACACCCAGUAUCCCCAGGCAGCCGUUGUAAGGAGGAAAUGGCUAGAGUCUUGCUACGCCAACCAAAGAAUUGUAAAUUCUUUCAAAUAUAACCAUAAGUUGAAAUGACAUUGCAAGUUCUUCACUGUCUCUUAAGGAAUCUCUCUUUGAAAUCUACACUUUACUAAAUUAUAAAUCUUAAAAGAUCAGUUUAUCUUGGUAAAAAAUUUAAUUUGUUUUAUUUAUGAGUCUUGUAAGAUUAAAAUAUUUGGGAAAAAAGGACUGAAAAUGAGAAAAUUAUUUAUUGAAAUGAGAGAUACUUUGAGAUAGAUAGAUUGCUCAGUUUUCCAUGGGUUAUAUGGUUGAUUUCUGAAUGUUUUACCACUUUAUGACUGUUGUUGAGAUUGGACACAUUCUGACUGAUUUAUGUUUUAUGGGUUACAUGGUUAUUUCUGAAUGUUUUACCACUUUGUGACUGUUUUGAGAUGGGAUAGUCUGACUGCUUUGUUUUAGAUGGCUGACAUGGUUGUUUCCUGAAUGUUGUAAAUAAAUGCCCAUCUAAAUAUGA